Messenger RNA from Mauremys mutica (yellowpond turtle), 5230 nucleotides. It is a transcript of the gene MYOM2, whose product is annotated as myomesin 2. The coding region runs from base 116 to 4528 and encodes 1470 amino acids. Lineage: Eukaryota; Metazoa; Chordata; Testudines; Geoemydidae. The record is from RefSeq and is a predicted model, not a curated record. Gene Ontology annotation, molecular function: protein binding. The transcript is spliced from 37 exons.
GGACUUUGAAGACCAGAGAACUGAAGUAAGGGAUACUCUGCCCUGGCAGGGGAGACAGACUCCCUCCCUCUGCUUCUAAAUACCGAAGGAGUUGGGGCCUGGAAGAAGUUGCAGCAUGUCAUCGAAGAGAGUGCCAUUUUACCAGAGAAGGCAUAAACACUUUGAUCAGUCCUACCGCAACAUUCAGACAAGAUACUUGCUCCAAGAAUAUGCAGCAAGAAAGGUCGCUUCUAGACAGGCGGCUUCUUUUAGGUCCUCUGCCGGUACAGAAAGAACUACAUGUAGGCUCUGUGCCAGGAGAUUGCACACCUCAGCUGAAGAAGAGUCACAAGAAUACAGGAAAAGGACUCAUGAACAAAAGUCUGAUAUAAGUGAAGAGAAGAGGAUCCGGUUUGCUGCCAGUUUGGCUGAUGUGGAAGAAGAGCUUCGUUCAGCCAGGCUCCUUGCAAGAGAACAUCUGGAUAGAGUUACCAUACAAAGGAUGGUAGAAGAACAAAUGGCCUUGGAAAGAUACACUGUUGAAGAAAGUAUAAGUCGAGCUCCUGAAAUUUUGGUACGACUGAGGUCUCAUACUGUUUGGGAAAAAAUGUCUGUGAGGCUUUACUUCACUGUACAAGGAUUUCCUACCCCUAUUGUACAAUGGUAUAAAAAUGAGGAAUUGAUUUCACCUGCAAGUGAACCAGGAAAGUACAGCAUUGAAAGCAAAUAUGGAGUGCAUAUGCUGGAGAUACACAGAGCUAAUUUUGAUGAUACUGCCACCUAUUCAGCAGUUGCAACGAAUGUCCAUGGGCAGGUGUCAACCAAUGCUGCUGUGGUUGUGAGGAGGUUCAGAGGGGAUGACGAGCCAUGCCCUAGUGGGAUAUUACCCAUCAAUUUGCCCCUGCCAUCAGAAGUUUGCUUCACCCAUAUUGAUGUUCAGUUUUUGGAGAAGUUUGGUGUCACCUUUGGGAUGGAAGGCGAAACAGUUACCCUCAAAUGUGCUCUGCUGAUCACUCCGGAUCUGACUAGGCUUCGACCUCGUGCUGAAUGGUACAGAGAUGGUGUGCUAAUAAAAGACUCCAAGUGGACGAAAAUCUCCUUUGGAGAAGGCCAGGCAGCACUGUCUUUCACACAUCUGAACAAGGAUGAUGAAGGCUUAUACACCCUGCGCAUAAUCACAAAAGGCGGGGUGAACGAGUACAGUGCAUUCAUGUUUGUCAGAGAUGCUGACGCAUUAAUUGCUGGGGCACCCGGGGCACCAAUGGAUGUUAAAUGCUAUGAUGCUAACAGAGAUUAUGUCAUUGUAACCUGGAAACCACCAAAUACAGCCAGUGAGAGUCCAGUCAUAGGCUAUUUUGUUGACAGAUGUGAAGUGGGUACUGAGAACUGGGUCCAGUGCAAUGAUGCUCCAGUAAAAAUCUGCAAAUACCCUGUAACUGGACUGUUUGAGGGACGGUCUUACAUAUUCCGUGUGAGAGCAGUGAACAAGUCGGGUAUUAGCAGGCCAUCUAGAGUCUCUGAAGCAGUUGCAGCUCUUGAUCCUGUUGACCUGGAGAGAUUACAAACUGUUCAUCUGGAUGGAGGCAGAGAAAUUGUAAUAUGUCAGGAUGACCUUGAAGGCGAUGUUCAGAUUCCAGGACCUCCCACCAAUGUACAUGCUUCUGAAACCAGCAAAACAUAUGUUGUACUCAGCUGGGAGCCACCUGUUCCCCGUGGCAAACAGCCAUUAAUGUAUUUCAUUGAGAAGUCUGCGGUUGGCAGUGGAAGCUGGCAAAGGGUCAAUGCCCAGGUUGCAGUGAGAUCUCCUCGCUAUGCAGUGUUUGAUCUUGCAGAAGGAAAAUCGUAUGUUUUCCGCGUCUUGUCAGCAAACAAGCAUGGCAUUAGCGAGCCUUCGGAAAUAACACCACCAAUUCAAGCACAAGAGACCAUUGGUGUCCCAUCUGCUCCUGGUCGUGUACUGGCAACAAGAAAUACAAAAACAUCAGUUGUGGUACAGUGGGACAAGCCAAAACAUGAAGAAGAUCUGUUUGGCUACUAUAUUGAUACUUCUGUGGUGGGAACAAACCACUGGGAACCUUGCAAUCAUAAACCUAUUAAAUAUAAUAGGUUUGUGGUUCAUGGUCUGACAACUGGAGAGAAUUACAUCUUCCGUGUAAAAGCUGCGAAUGCUGUGGGAGUCAGUGAAAAUUCUCAAGAAUCUGAAGCUAUAACAGUACAGGCAGCCCUCACCUGUCCAUCACAUCCUUAUGGCAUCACACUCCUUAACUGUGAUGGUCACUCAAUGACUCUUGGGUGGAAACUGCCAAAGUUCAGCGGAGGAUCACCAGUCCUUGGUUAUUAUAUAGACAAGAGGGAGGCUCAUCACCAUAACUGGCAUGAAGUCAAUUCUUCCCCUGUUAAGGAGAGAAUUUAUACGGUAGAGGAUUUGACAGAAAACUCCUUCUAUGAAUUCAAAGUCGCUGCUGCAAACCUGGCUGGUAUAGGCCUUCCCUCAGAUCCCAGUGAGCACUUUAUGUGUAAAGCCUGGACCAUGCCAGAAGCUGGGCCUGCCUAUGAUCUGACAUUCUGUGAAGUUAGGAAUACAUCACUGGUACUUCUAUGGAAAGCACCUGUGUACAGUGGUAACAGUCCCAUUACCGGGUAUUUUGUGGACUAUAAAGAAGUAGAUUCAGAAGAGUGGACCACCGCUAAUGAAAAACAAAUUUCACACUGUUACUUAAAGGUCAAUGACUUACAUGAGGGCAAAACCUAUGUUUUCAAAGUCCGUGCAGUGAAUAAAGCUGGUAUAGGCAAAUCAUCUGAUAUUUCUGAGCCAGUGCUUAUCGAGGCAAGACCAGGAACCAAGGAAAUUACCGCAGAUGUGGAUGAAGAAGGUAAUAUUUACCUAGCUUUUGAUUGCCCAGAAGUUACAGAGGCAUCAGAUUUUACUUGGUGUAAAUCCUAUGAAGAGAUUACUGAUCUUGAUAAAUUUAAUGUUGAAACAACUGGAGAGCAUUCUAAGUUGUACUUCAAAAAUCCUGAUAAAAUGGAUUUGGGAACCUAUUCUGUAGCUGUUAGUGACACAGAUGGCAUCUCAUCCAGCUUUAAAAUGGAUGACAAAGAGCUUGAACGUCUGAUGACACUAAGCCAUGAUAUAAAGAACCCAACAAUUCCUCUGAAAUCAGAAUUAGCUUAUGAGAUGUUUGAUAAAGGAGAGGUUCGUUUCUGGGUUCAAGCUGAGAGUUUGUCACCAAAUGCCAGCUUCAGAUUUGUUGUUAAUGAUAAAGAAGUUGUAAACAGUGAUCGCCAUAGAAUUAAGUGUGACUAUUCAAAUGGCAUUAUUGAGAUGCUGAUGGACCAAUUUACAAUUGAAAAUGAAGGUACUUACACUGUACAAAUUGAAGAUGGAAAUGCCAAGAACCAGUCUUCAUUAGUUCUCAUUGGAGAUGCAUUCAAGGCUGUAUUGGCUGAGGCUGAGCUCCAGAGAAAGGAGUAUCUCAGGAAACAAGGUCCUCAUUUUCUGGAGUAUUUAUACUGGGAAGUUACAGAAGAUUGUGAGGUUUUACUUGUUUGUAAGGUGGCAAACACUAAGAAGGAGACAUUUUUCAAAUGGUACAAGGAUGGUUCUGGGCUUGAGGUUAAAGAGUUGCCUGAUUUACAGAAAGGAGUGUGCCAGCUAACUAUUCCAAGGCUGUCUAAAAAGAAUCAAGGUGAAUAUAAGGCAACAGUGUCAGAUGACAGAGGUCAGGAUGUGACUACUCUUGAUAUAUCAGGAAAAGUGUUUGAUGAUAUAAUCCUGGCAAUGAGCAGGGUCAUUGGUAAAUCUGCUUCUCCAUUGAAGGUCCACUGCACUCCAGAAGGAAUAAGACUUCAAUGUUUCCUGAAGUACUAUGCAGAUGAAAUGAAAGCUAACUGGUAUCAGAAGGAGUCUAAGGUUUCUUCUGGUGAAAAGAUGAGGAUUGGAGGUAGUGAAGAAGUUGCCUGGCUGCAGAUAUGUGAGCCCACUGAAAAGGACAAAGGGAAAUACACCUUUGAAAUUUUUGAUGGCAAAGAAUCCCAUAAGCGCAUGCUUGAUCUAUCUGGACAAGCUUUUGAUGAUGCAUAUGCGGAAUUCCAGAGACUCAAGGCAGUGGCUUUUGCUGAGAAGAAUCGUGGUAAAGUGAUAGGAGGUUUGCCCGAUGUGGUGACUAUAAUGGAAGGCAAGACUUUGAAUCUGACCUGUUCUGUAUUUGGAAAUCCUGAUCCUGAAGUCGUGUGGCUUUGGAAUGACAAGAAAUUUGAACUUAAUGAACAUUAUUUAGUUUCAAUGGAGCAUGGAAAUGUUGCCAGCUUUACAAUCAAGGGAGUGUCCUCAGAGGACUCAGGCAAAUAUAGCAUCAAUGUCAAGAACAAGUAUGGUGGAGAAACAGUGGAUGUCACUGUAAGUGUGUACAAACAUGGUGAAGAGAUGCCUGACAUUAAACCUUCCCAGGUUGCUAAACCACGGAUAAUACCACCACCAGCACAAGACACAGCACCUCCAGAAAAAGCAAAAACAACCUCCACAGCUGAGAAAUCCAGUAGGAAAUAAAGUUUGAAAGCCAUGUUUGACAGGCAAAACCAUAUAGAUAAGCUGUAGUUGAAGCGUUGCUGCAAAUAGAUAACUGGCACUGUCCCAAGAAAUGAGCUUUUAAAGGCAUGCAUUAGAGAGACAAUUGUGCAACAGUAUUGUACAUUUGUGCAGUUAUGUCUAUGAAAAAAUGCAAUAUGGCACGACUUACAAAUAGCAACAGGCCCAAUACCUGCCAUUGGGUUUAAUUAUCAAUGGCAGUUUCUAUAAAGUUACAGUGAUAUAAAUUUUCUUCGCUGAGAAUCAGUUCUCCAACAACAGAAGUAGCAUGCUGUAGUUAAAUAUGCAUUCAGAGCCGCACCUACUCAUUAUUCACAUGUGGAGUCUUUUUGACUUUGAAGGUACUCCUCAUCUGAGUAAGGCAAACUGAGAUGUCCACUGUAGUCUGUAUUUAGUAGCAUUGUUAUUCUGUACCGCAAACUGAUCUUUGGUAGUGUUCUACAGAUGAUCACAGUGGACUUGUUAAAGCAUAAGUUACAUGGUUGUAUUUUGUUUUUCUUGCUUUGUGCUGAUAAAACUUAAAAAGUCACCUUGUGCGUCUCACUGCACCAAAUCACACCUAACUAAUUUGGUUUACUCUUUCAUUGUUUAAUUAUGGCUUAUUGCAUAAUUUCACAGCUGGUAGCAUGCAGACAAUGGGGUUUCAAUAAAGAAAACACAUUA